AAACGCAGGGCCUCACAGAGUCACAGAUAUCACAGUGACAUCUAUCAAAAUCAAAAUUUGAUCAGCUGAUCAUGCCAUUUGUUGGAUUGCGGCGUCUCAAUUGUUUUCUGCCGUCACUGGCCGUCACUGUCGGAUAUACACAAUAGAAGAGAGUGAAAGUGGCGAAUGGUGGUGGUGAAUUUGUAGUGUUUAAGGAACAACACGAACUCCCCUUUGACUGGGACCAGUUUUUAGAGAUUAAGGGGUGUAAUUUGUAAUCUUUGCAACCAUGUCCACCGCACUGCUUGCAGCUAUUGCUGUUAUUUUAUGUAUUCUCUUCAGAAUAUUGAAUGUAAAUAGCCAGCCUCAAAAACCCAAUGUACUGUGCAGCGACUAUAAGUUUUUAGACAACAUUCUUAGAAUUGCGCCCCUCCUAAACGAAGAAUACAUACCAACAAGAUUAUGGGGUUUCAGUGGGCAUGUCCAAACGAUCUUGCACAGCAUUAUAGGCCGUGUGAAGUGCCCUUGGCCUAUCGGUGAACGAGUUUUUAUGACUGUGACAGAUGGUACUACUGUAACCUUUGACAUGUAUCAGCCUUUAGAUACUAGUUUCUCAGAUGAUAUUAGCAUAGCAAUAUGUCCGGGAAUCUGUAAUACCUCAGAGAGUAUAUAUGUACGCACAUUUGUUCAUUGGGCUCAAUAUCAUGGCUACAGAUGCAUUGUACUGAACCAUGUGGGUGCUUUAAGAAACGUACCUGUUACAGCAGCGCGAAUAUUUAGCUAUGGAGAUACAAAAGAUUAUGAAUCAAUGAUUAGAAAUAUAAUUUCAAGAUACCCUAACACAAAAAUAGUUUGUGUUGGAUUCAGCUUAGGUGGUAAUUUGAUCACAAAGUAUCUGGGAGAGAAAGAAAAAGCUAAGCCAAAUAAUAUUAUUGGUGGUAUUUCUAUAUGCCAGGGAUAUUGUGCUCUGGGGGGAACGAAAUUUUUGUUACAGUGGCAGAACUUCAGAAGAUUCUACCUGUACGUGAUGACAGAAAACAUGAAAAACACCAUUUUGCGCCAUAGGAAGAUGCUCCUUUGCGAUGAAAUCCGCAAGAAGUACAACUUAAGCGAACACGAGAUCAUUUCUGCAGCAACACUUCCCGAAUUGGAUGAAGCAUAUACGAGGAGAGUGCACGGUAUGAACUCCAUUUCGGAGUUGUACAAAUGGAGUUCCAGUGUAAAUUAUUUGGAUAACAUUGAACUGCCUAUAAUAUUUAUAAAUUCUAAGGAUGAUCCUAUAGUGCCUGACCCGCUGUUGGAGCCUGUUAGAAAGCUAUCACAAGUAAAGAAGAACACAUGUUACAUCGAAUCGGCCCAUGGAGGCCACCUUGGCUACUAUGAAGGAGGCAUGUUGUACCCCAAUCCAGUGACGUGGUUGGACCGUACUCUAGUAGCACUGGUAGGAGCGCUUAUGCUACAUCACGAUGAUAAGGUGUUGAAAACGCGCAGCAGUUUAGAGGCAUGACCACAGUCCUACCUGCCCUUUUUACCAUUGGCGCUGCCAAAAUCGCCAUUAGCGUUCCUGAAACUGUUACAGACUUUGUGGGAGGUAUGCAAAGCCGCUUGGUUGGUUAUAUACUCCAAAGUAACAUGUCCCUCAGAUGCUCUCACUUUUUGGCAAAUAUAUUUCACCUCCAGAGAAUCAGAUUGUUCCGUGUGAGUUGUACUUGUGAUUUUUUGGUACCUUUCAGCAAAUGUGGUAGUUUAGAAGAAGCCUGUGAUGAUGUUUUUUGUCUGCAUUUUAACUGCCCUACUUAUUCAAAGCUGAAUGUUCUUCAUUUUAAGGUGCUCGCGAGAGGAUUUGGACAAGUAUAGGAUCUCCAUGUCGUUCUUUGUGUUUCUGUCACACUAUCUAAUCAUAUGUUUAACAGUUUGUACAAGCACAAAAGAUAUUGAAAAUGAUCCCUAUGCUUCACCGCUAACCCACUUGUACUAAAACUUCAAUUAAUUUUUUAUUUUGCUUCCUACGCCACAGGGCGAGGAAGUAUUGUAAUCGCGAAAAAUUCCGAAGAUAAGAUAUGUGGAUUUUGGAAAUGAUAUGUACAACGAAAAACCAUGUCACUCGUUCCGUCAGUCUGUCUGUCUGUCCGCUAAUCAUUGGCCUAUCUAUAACUUGCAAAAUACGCUUCGAUUUCGAUAAAAUUUUUACACAAGAUUACUAUUACGGACGAAAAAGCUCAAAAACGGGAAAAAAUUGCUCAAAAUUUGUUUUUUAACGUUUCAGGGGAUCAUUUUUGAAAAGAAUUAUAGGGUUUAAAAAUUAGGGGGCAGGAGUUGGUAGGUUUUUGGGAGGGUAUAUCUAAUUUUUUACAUUAGCAUAUUUAUACGUUCCCAACAACCUGGUAUUUCUACCCAUCUAGUAGCCAUAUUUCACACAUAUUGGUUUCCCCCAUACAUUUGUCGUUAAAACUUAGAAUGGUAGAGAAAUGUUUUCAAUUUGCGACUCCUGCUAUGUAACGAUGUGCUCGUGGUGCUUAGACAGAUAGACGGUAACCACAGGUAGGACAUGGAAUGUCUAUGGACUAAUUGUAUGGGCCUGUUUGACUAACUUGAUCAGAUCAGUUUUUCAAUUGUACAUGUUCAUAACCUUUUUUUUUCUCAGAGGGUUUAAGUUGUGCUGAACUUGAUCCUUUAAGAACUAGUGACGGCGUUGUGUAGGUAAUGGAGAGUCAACCUACUCGACGCGAUUUCUUUUUACAUGAUCCCUACUAACACCAAUACACUCAUUCGAUCAGUAUUCCUACAUUUCAACAGCCUUUCGGUAAUUUUUUUUACGGUUGCCAAAGAAACUAGACUUCUAUAGCAGAUACCACCUUUUGACCAACUGGAUAUUUCAUUUUUGGCAAAUAUUCUAUUAAUUUUGAAAUUACUCUAAAAUUACUGGAUCCCGAACCCGUAUUACGUAACCUAAAAAAUAACAUUAUAUCGGUUUUAAUGACAUCAUAUCGGUUUUUCCAAUUCAGUCGUUAACUUCAUGUUAACAACGGUAUGUGUUGCCUAAAUGUCAUGAAGUUUGACCUAUAUGGUAUCUCUCUGAUGUAAUGUAACAGAUAUGUCACCUUUGGAGGCCAUUUAUAGCUCUCAUGGCCUAAGCUGUAAGUUUUAUAAUAUGAACAUAAGUGGAAGGACGCACUGCACAGAAAUGAUUAUCGAUCUGUGUUGAUGAUGAUUCUGUUGAUUUUACAAAGCAUGCUGGCGAAAUGCGAGUCGCAGCAUCAUAGGCAACAUGGUCGUUGAGCUAUUCCUCCAUAGGUGGCGCUCACAGCAAGUAAGGCACAAAUGGCCUAGCGAGUACUUUAUACACAAGUUGACAUACCGAUUUUCAAUGUCAUGUGUCGAUUAUUUACGUAAUACCCCUCCAGGUCUGGCAAUCUACCAAUAAUUCAAAGCCUGCUAGGUGCAGAUCAGCCAUAGCAGUGAAGCAAGUAUGGCUGGGAGCAUUAUCCACUUGUUAGCUACCCCCAACGAUUCUCUUUAAAAUCAUAUCUCAAUUUUGAGAUUAAAUUCCAUAAAGCCCCCUGUAAUGUUACACAUUUUUAUUGCAUCUUGGAAUCGUAUAUCAUGCACUGUUUUGAUGUGUUUGCCAGUCGCUUUCGUUCCAGAUAGUCCACCACCAUGCUGGGUUCAAAUCUCUACACCAGAAAUUGCACAUGUACCCUCUAACAAUCGCCCCAAUAUUUUGAGCAGGCGUCAUACCCUUUUGUGCAGACAUUUGAUUACGGUUCUUUGCUCAGUUGUAUCCGUUCCUAAUAAAAUCAUUGUCACGCACGAACCAAAAAGCACUUAAAGUCGAAAUAGUUUGACAUACAAACUUAAUAUUUUGUUAACAUAGCCUAUUAAGGUCACUUGUAUUACUGUCAACAUCUAUCAAGGAUGUACAAAUGGUUCAGCGGCGGAGCAUAGGGUUCGUCACUAAUAGUUCUGGUCCUCUCUUGGAUUAAUAUCCUUUUGUAGUUUUAUUUAGUGACUUGAGCAGACAUGAAAACAAAUCCCCAAAAUUACUAGUCACUGUAGAUAAACAUUUGUUGAGAAGUACUUGUGUAGACGUUUGGAUGCUUGCUAUUCUUAAAGUGAUGUGCCUUGAUGGAUGCCUGGUUAUAUAUGCAGCACAAAAAUCCGUGCACGUUUAUAAAAGCUUUUUGCAUCCAUAAUCACCAUGUUGAACAUGGAGUAUAAAGUAUAAUUAACAUCCUGUUGGAUUUUUUAAUAUUGCUUCGAGCCAGUAUUGUACAAAUGAAUUUUUAAACUUCACACUAAUAAUAUUAAAAUUCAUCGCUUAAGAUCUAACACCGCGUAACUCAAAACUGACAAUUUUUAGGAGAGCAAAAAGAAGGGUGGUUGUCCCGAUUUUCUAGCGAAUGUUAUGCAUAUAUUACAAUCCCUCAUGUUUGUCUAGCCUCUAAAUAAAACCACAUACACUCCCGCUCAAAAGUUUUGGGACAGCAGAUUUUUUGAGGAAAAUCAAACCAAAUCAAACAAUAGAUUGUGUUUAAUCAAAAAAAUAAGAAAGGAACUGUUUUCCACUGGAACUCAGUUAGUUGGUAACUUAUUUCUAUCAAAAUUUACUUUAAAUUCAUGAUUCAUCGAAAUGUCCACCAUGAGCCCGAAUAACUGCAUGACAGACACACGACUCAUCCGACGUAUAAAAUUUUCAAGAAUAGUUGAUGAUAAGGAUACCUACGCUUCCUGCACUAGUAGGCUCUUGUUGCUUCACCUGUCUGUCCAAUUCAUCCCACUAAUACUCAGUAGGAGACAAAUCUGGGGACUGGGAAGGCCAUGUCGUUAUUUUCAUUGCACCAAGUUCUUACUGCUGGUCCAAAUAAUUGCGGCAUAGUCGAGAUGAAUGCUCAGGGUCGUUGUCUUGCUGAAAUUCGAAAUUGUUUCCAACAAUCCUUUUUCCUGAGGGAACAGCGUGGUUUUUCAAUAUUUCCAAAUUCUGCUCUUUUCGCAUAUACCCUCAAUACAAACCAAAUCUCCUGUUCGAUUUCCAGCAAAAUAGCCCCAAAACAUUACACUCCCACCUUCAUGUUUAACAGUGGGCUGCAAACAUUGCGGAGCCAUGCGUUUAUGGGGUUUGCGGCGUACAAACUGUCGUCGAGAUCCGAACAUUUCGAAUUUGGAUUCAUCCGACCAAAGGACUCGAUUCCAAUCGUCAGUGGUCCAAUCGUUGCGUUUUCGAGUCAAUGCUAACCGGUUGAGUUUAUGUAUAGGUUGCAGGAGUGGUUGGCAUUCUGCUACACAUCCUCUAGGGUUAGCCCUUAGUAAGCGGCGUUUUACCGUGGACAUGGACACAGGGUUUUCCCUCGUUCUGUUCAAGCUGUGUGUGAGUUCAGGCGAAGUUAAAUGUCUAUUUCGCUUAUUUGUUAUUACUAUAAACCUAUCCCCAGGAACAGUUGCAACUCUGCGUCUUCCCUAGCUUGGACGAUCUACGACACUGCAUGUUUCUCUCUUUUUCUUCAAAAUUUGAGACACCGGGCUACGUCCCAAAUGCAGCUUUUCAGCAAUCGCUCGAAUUGGCAGUCCCUCAUCACAUAAGGUACAUACUGCACCACGUUUUUUAAGAGAAACGUUACCCGUCUUUCCCAUUUUCCAUUAUUUUGGAAAAAUCUGACCCUAGCACAUCGACUAGUAGUACAAUUUUUACUUUGUUUCAUUGAUACCCAGAAUGUUUAAGUAUCACAUUACGCCGAACAUAAUACAUAGUACAAAACAAAGUAAGCAGCGGAAGGAAAUCGGCCGAUUUAUGACUGCAGUGAACUAAUAAAAAUAUCGGCGUCUCUAAAGAUGUUUACAUUUAUUCCCUUUUAAGUGGUUUUUCGCUGAUUCUUUUACAUCUUUAGCUUGAGUAGUCAUAUUAUCGAUGGUAAUAAUCAAUCAAUGUCAUAUAAGCCUUAUUUAUUUUAAGUUCUCUUAAAAAAAGUUUCUGUCACAAAAUAUUUGAGCGGUAGUGUAUGCUUGAAAUACUGUUUACUAACUACGUUUCUGCCACUGCUGUGGCCUUUUCCAAGUUCGUAGAUAUUUUCAUUUUUUGAGUUACGCGGCUCGCACUUGAGCGUCGAUAUAUAAAAAGGAAUUACCACCAAAAUGGUUCAGAUUUUUUAUAUUUAUCAGUUUCUUUAGGAAAAUUCUUCAUUUUCAUUACAAAAUGAAUAAGCAUAAGUUCUAGUGUGAAGCUUUCCUGUAGACUCAAGUUUCAGAUAUGUUUUAUGAUGGUUCGAAAAUAGCACAUUUAUAAUAGUUAACUAUUUUUGUUUUUAUGCAAAGUGUGAAUUAAGUGACAUUCCCGAUACAGACAGAGUUGAAGGGUAAACAGAAAUGUCUUCGCUAAUAGAUGCUAGCACUUAUCACAGUAAUUGGAACAUUUGUGAGACUGUUCAGCGUAACCCAGGAAACAAAAUAAAACAGAAGAAUCAUAACCAAUAGAUUGAAAUAAGAAUCACAAACAGAUUCAGAAAAUAAGUAAAAGGAAAUAUACCAAAAAACAACUAGAACAAAAUUAAAUGUGUAUAUAUAAACUAAUUAUUAAAGUGACACUUAUUUUCAAGAACAAUUAUAUUCUACUAAAAGAAAAUUCCUAAACUUUGUUUUAAAAGCUGACACAUGAAUAGACUUAAAGUUUGUGGUAACGUGGUUGCAUGUACAAGCGACACAUAAAAUGUAAAUGUGUAAAAUCUAAUCUGAAAUGAACGUUGCUGAACGAUGCACUGAGAUUUUUUAUACUGGACAGGUUUAAAAAUUGUAAAUUUAAUGUAUGCGAUAAAUUAGACAAUUCCACAAAACUAUUUCAUUAUUGUGACUAAAUAGUGAUUUACUCUUAGUGAAACAGCAUUUCAGAGAUCUGUGAUGUUUAAUAAGAGUCUAGGUAAAGAGGUACGUUUUCUUUUGGUGCUAUGUCAGUGGAUCUGUGAUCUGUUAACUCCAUUAAAUAUUUUAUGAAGACACUUAUUUGGUAGCAAAACUAAUUUUGUUUAGAAAAAAUAAUUCAAUAGUUCUAACAGUUAUGGUAUUUUGAUACAUAAUCAAAACAUACGCAGGCAAAAAUGCAUUUGUUAAACUUUUAGGACUCAUCAAAGCAAAAGUUUCAAGAGCCGCGGGGAAUGAUAAGUUGAAACCUAAUCCAACUAGGUGGUAGAAAAAAUUGGAGUCAAAUGAAUAAAUUUAACUAUUCAGCACUCAUGAACUAAUUCCGAGACAAAAAAAUAAGAAACAAAGUGCGUAAUCUUUACGGGUUAAUUGUGGCAUGAUAUUUUCUUUUGCGUAUCAAGUUGAACAACUAGAAAUAGGGAAGGUAGCGCUAGUUCAAACAACGGCCACAAGGUUGUUCCUGCAUACAAAACAAUGUUUUGCCUCAAUAUCACUGCCAGUACCGCCAUACAGUUUAUGUCCAGAUUUAUGGUAUUCAUAUGAACCUUAAAUAUGUGCUCUUAAAAUAUUGUCCUAUUGAAUUAUACAGGCUGAGUUUGUAAUGUGUCAUUUAUUAUGCAUGCAAUCUAAAAAAGAUGUUUACAAAAAUUGUAGUCAACGGUAUAUGUUCCUUCUUAAAUUAUUUGUUUCCCUAAAGAGUGGUUCGUAACUACAUGGUGACCUAAACGUCCAUUUGUUUAAAUGGAAAGGUCUACAUUUUAUAGCAUAUUUGGAUAAACCCUUACAAAGGAAGCAAUUUCAUAUAACAUACUAUAUGGUUUUAUUUUCAAAUUGUUGAGAUAUUGGACAAUUUAUCGAAAACUCGCAACUCCGCGACUGUUAUAGCUAGACUACUGAAUUUUUCGUCGGGAAUAUUUUAUAAUCCCAUAUUUUGUUCCUAUCUACUUGCUUUUUCAGUUUUACAGGCAGUUUAUACAGGAUGUUCAUGAACGAAAAAUAAACGAUUAAUCAAAAUAUUUCAAUAGAACACCCAAUAUAUAUAUUUUUACAUUCCUUGAUUCCCAUUUCUACAAGUUUUUUUAUAUAAAUUGUAUGGAGAUUUGUACGUCUGGUUUUUGAGUCACAGCUAUGUCUCUUGUAAAUCAAAUAUCAAGGUAUAUCAAAAAUAUCACAAUAUCUUAACCAAUAAAAAAUAGCAUUAGUUGGUUACAGUACAUCUUGUAUCUGAUGUAUGUUCAUUAUAAAUUAAAUGUACCCAGCCUCAUGCAAUAAAGUCGAAAAGUAAAGGUAUUGCUGUAUUUUUUGUAACUCAACCCGUGGUACAAGCUCCCAUAAACCUUAUAUCAGAAAACAAACUUGUGAAAAGGGGAAAAAAGUGAAAAAACACAGGGUGUUCCAUUUGAAAGUUGUGAGGAGUAGUUCAUUUUGCGUCAUUGACCACCCUUUAUCCAAGAACCUGAAAAAGUAUAUAGGGACAAAAUAUGGGGUUAUACAUUUUUUGAUGAAAGAUUCAGUACUCUGAGGUUUGUGGGGAAAAUAAAACCUCAUAGUAUGUUAUAUAAAAUUGGUUCGUUUGAAAAGGCCUAUCCAAAUGUGCACUAAAAUGUAGGGCUUUCCACGUAAAAAAUCAAUGUGUGUGUCAGCACGCAGUUAUGAACCACCCUUUAGAAAUAAAUAUAUUUUCCAAGAAGCAUACCGUUGGGUGCAAUUAUUUUAUUUAACUUUUUUAGAUAACAUGCGUAAUGACGGGGAUAUCGAACGAGCCUACACUAAAAACUGGCCCUGUGUAUAAAGUCAUACUAGCGUCUUAUGUUUUUCGCCAGUUUACCAAGUUUUACAAAGCCUUCUAAAAUCCUUUUUGUACUUUACGAGUUCUAUCAGUGGUUUUCCGUAUCACAAACUCCCACAUGAAUUAUCUAAAGAGGUUUUUCCAGGCAAUGCCAGACCGUUUCUAGUCAAGUCAUAACAAUUGUUUAACCUUGCAUAAAAAUUUAAAUUUCUUAUAAUUCCAUGAAUUGACAAGCUUACCCGACUUUCUUAUAAUAGUGGGAACAGUAACUAUGGGCGCCCAUUAGGGGGUGGCAAUUGGGGCUAGGAACCUGUAGCUCCCGCUUGAGUGCCCUUAUUUUGUAAUGUAGUACCAAUUUUUGGUUUAUUUUUGUAUCGCUACAUAGAAAUUAUUUUUUCUCCCACCACCUUAAACAGCUAGCAACUCUGCUUCAAAGUGGUUGACUGUGCGUGUAAGCCUAACCUGCUAUAUGAGCGCCCACGGAUGUAGCUGAAACCCAUACAAACAAUUGAAUGAAACAUUGUGAUCUUAGGUUAUUGUGUCUAGCAUUUCGUAUAGACAUUUUCAUUUUCAAAUAAACUGUUUCACUUAGCUUUACAAUUUUGAAACGGUUUGAGUAAUCAGUAUUAGUCUACAGAUUCUACAGGGUAUCUUUACUCAAUGGUUCAUAUUUAUUUGCACUCAAGUCUGACACAAAAUGCAGAUUUUUGUCUAAUAUAAAGGAAGUAAAUGUGAUGUAAUGCUUAAUAAACAUGGUUUACACUUCAAGAUUAAAAUCUUCCAAUAACAGUUUAGAACUGCACAGAUUUGCCCACGUUGGAGUAGCUUUGAUAUUUUUUCAACUAUAUUAAGAAAGGAGUCUCCCUAAAAAGUUAGUUUCCUAAACUGACCCUAGAAUUAUUACACAUGCGUGGCUCAUUCCAACCAUUGCAUUACGUUUUCUUCUAUGCUUAUCAUACACUUACAUACAUAUGUCUAUGGGUAUUACAUAGAGAAAAUUUAGUCUAUUGCGCAGAAUUAUGAAAUAAUUAUUCCCUAUUUGCGGGGACCUUUAUACACCUAUAAGACCUUAAUGUUAUACAUACCGAUGUCUCAUGUAUUUAUAUGAAUGUUUGAAUAUAAAUGAACAAGUUCAGGUUUCGACUAGAAACUGUAUUAUGGAUUUUUGUACUAUACUUAUUUUCAAUUUUAUGAUUAUAUUCAUGUGAAUCGCAUUCAAAUGUUCACUUCCAUAACCAAAAUAUGCCACUUCUUUUUAUUUUCGAGACAUAUUUAUCAAUGUUAAUAGUGUUAGUUGCAGUUAAAAGAUGGAAAUGACUUUUUGUUAUGUUUUUUCAUUAAUAAAUUUUUGCGCAGUGA
This is a messenger RNA of Acanthoscelides obtectus, 10033 nucleotides long. NCBI's taxonomy places the organism in Eukaryota, Metazoa, Arthropoda, Insecta, Coleoptera, Chrysomelidae. The record is from the annotation of a GenBank genome assembly.